AUGGAAGCUGUGUGUACCAACCAGGGAGAGGCAGCGCGUCAUGGCCGAGAACCACGACAUGCCGACGGCAGGACACCUGGGAAGUCGGAAGACAAUGGCGAGGGAGGCAGCCAGGUACCACUGGCCAGGAAUGCACCGAGACGUCAGAAGGUACGUGCGGAACUGCGAGAGCUGCAUGAAAUACAAGUCCAACCAGCUGCAAGCAGCCGGAAAAAUGCUGACACAGGCGCGGACUUUGUGGGCCCCUUGCACGGGAAUUCGAUGCUCCUGGUCCUGGUGGAUCGGUUCUCCAAGUGGACCGAGAUCGUUCCAUUGCGUAGGGCGACCACCGAGACGCUACGAAAGGCCGUGCGAGAGCGGAUAGUGGCCAGGUACGGAGUGCCAAAAAUCAUGAUCACGGACAACGGAGUCCAAUUCACGAGCAGGGCGUUCAAGAGGUUCUUGGAGGAGCUGGGUGUAAAACACCAGCUCACGGCUCCAUAUACUCCGCAAGAAAACCCGACGGAAACCACCGGAUACUCACCGGCAUUUAUAACGCAGGGAAGAGAACCGAGGCUGCCAAAUACGUUGUUCGACGAACAGACGGCCGGAACGGGCAGAUGUCCACAGACGCCGGUAGAAAACGCGGAAAAACUCAAGGAGAUCUUCGAACUGGUGCGGAGAAACAUAGAAAAGGCAGUGCAGGAUCAGGCACGCCACUAUAAUCUCCGAAGGAGGCCGUGGAAACCCAAGGUCGGAGAAACUGUGUGGGCCAAAGAGCACCACCUGUCAAAAGCCGCGGAGGGCUUCGCGGCAAAGCUGGCACCAAGGUUCGACGGGCCUUUCAAAAUAAAGAAAUUCACGUCACCGGUAAUUUGUAUAGUGGAACACGCAACAACGAGGAAAACAAAAACGGCUCAUAUUAGCGACUUGAAGCCGGGAAGCGCGGGCGCCGGCCGUCCAGAGGACAACGAGAGCGACAAUCAACAAUAA
This is a messenger RNA of Drosophila santomea, 972 nucleotides long. RefSeq lists its product as uncharacterized. Gene Ontology annotation, biological process: DNA integration. Gene Ontology annotation, molecular function: nucleic acid binding. Bases 1 to 972 code for a protein of 323 amino acids. The record is from RefSeq and is a predicted model, not a curated record. The transcript has a single exon. Lineage: Eukaryota; Metazoa; Arthropoda; Insecta; Diptera; Drosophilidae.